Lacerta agilis (Sand lizard) is the source of this 4114-nucleotide messenger RNA. It is a transcript of the gene XNDC1N, whose product is annotated as short transient receptor potential channel 2. Gene Ontology annotation, cellular component: membrane; cation channel complex; nucleus. NCBI's taxonomy places the organism in Eukaryota, Metazoa, Chordata, Lepidosauria, Squamata, Lacertidae. Gene Ontology annotation, biological process: manganese ion transport; single strand break repair; regulation of cytosolic calcium ion concentration. Gene Ontology annotation, molecular function: inositol 1,4,5 trisphosphate binding; damaged DNA binding; store-operated calcium channel activity. The coding region runs from base 125 to 4114 and encodes 1329 amino acids. The transcript has 22 exons. The record is from RefSeq and is a predicted model, not a curated record.
ACACACCAAUUGCGAAGAGGACGAAGAGGAUGUCUUCAGCCACAGGUGGGACUCAGGAUGGGAAAGCCCCAUAAGCGGAAAUGAAAACCUGAGCAGAUGAGGACGACUCACUGAAUCCUUGGAAAUGGCUCCAGUCAAAAUCAAAUAUGUUGUGUCUUUCACAUUUCAGGAUCCCAAGUCCCCGGUGGAGAACCUUCUGCUUGAAGAAGGGGUUCGACCCUGGCUCAGCUGUCCCCAGGACCGGAGCAGGCAACUGAAAGCAGAGCUGCAGUUGGAACACGCAAGCUGCAUUGGCUACAUUGAUGUGGGGAACUGUGGCUCUGCCUUCCUUCAGAUAGAUGUGGGACGAUCCUCCUGGCCUCUAGACCAGAGCUACCUCACUCUGUUGCCCACCACAGCCUUGAUGACGCCCGCUGAUGCAAAGCUGGAUAAGAACCGUUCUGCAGUCCGGAUGUUUAAAGAAGGAGACUUCCUGGCUUCAGCUCUAGGCGAGAAGUGGGAUCGUAUCAGACUCACCUGUAGCCAGCCUUUCCACAAGCGCACGCAGUUCGGUCUGUCCUUCAUCCGAAUCCGCACUCCACAGGACACAGACGACAGCAAGCCAGACACGGCCUCUAGUCCUAAUCAGGCUCCUUCCAAGUCCGGCAGCAGCAGCCCAUGGCUCUCCAAUGCAGCCUUCUGCAGGACGUUCUUCCCAGAGGCGCCAUCGAGCACCAAGGAGGAAGCGGCGCUAAAAAGCCGGCUGCAGCAGCUGGACCCAGCCUCCAGCCCUGGCGCCUGUAUGAGCCGCCCGGCCAGGAUGGUGCUGCAGGUGGCCUUUGCCCGCAAAAGAGCCUUCCCCCUGGUGCCUGGCUCCACUCCUCCUUCUGCAGAGAGCAAAGAGGACGGGCAGAGCCAGCCUGAAGCUCAGGAGCCAGUUGUGUCGCGUGAGGCCCAAGCAGGAAUCGUCUGCCAGAAGAGGGGGCACGAAAACAAGUCGAAGACGGGCAUCAUGCAGCAACCUGACGAGGUGAUUUGGCCGUGUGGCGAAUUUCCUUCCGGUUCAGUCCCAGUCAGCUGCCCUCCAGAUGCAGCUCAGGGUUCAAGGUCUGCAGCAGCUUCUUCUGUCAAGCGUAGGGACAAUUCUCGAAGGGAGAGAAGAGCCCCAGGCCAGCAGGGGAGACCGAGGAACAUGGGAGGCGAAGAGGAGGAAGAGGAAGAGGAAGAGGGAUGGCCUAGAAAGAGAGAGGUGGAGUUGGGGGUGUGCCCCAUCUGUGCGGGUCAUUUCCCCACCAAUCUCUUGCCAGCUCAUGCCUCCAGCUGCGGAGAAGAGGAUCUUGAAGCGAGCUUUUCCUCCUCGCCUCCGUCGUCGUGGGAAGAGCUUGUUGCAGACUGCGUCCACUGCCCCAUCUGCCGGUUCGGCUUCCCCGCUGCUGAGAUAGAGAGGCAUGCUAGCAACUGCGGGGAGCCGGAUGAGGCCCCGCAACCCAACUGGAAAGAAAUUGUGAACAAGAAGUUGAAGUUCCCAGAAGGCCUCCUCAAUGCCAUCCAAGACGGGCAACUGAUGAAAGUCCAGCAGCUGCUGCAGGUGAGUGAUGGGAUCCUGAGGCAGCUGGAUGAGGCCGAGGACCGGGCGUGGAGAGAGGCUCUCAACCUGGCCAUCCGCACGGGUGUCGAGGAGAUCACCAAGACGCUGCUGCGCGUUGUCAAGUUUGACUUCCGUCAGAUCCACGAGGCCUUGCUGGUUGCCGUGGAUACCAACCAGCCUACCGUGGUCAAGCUGCUACUGGACCGCCUGGACCAGGAGAAAGGCCGCAAGAUGGACACCAAGUCCUUCUCCUCGGCCUUGUUUGACAACUCCAUCGACAACUCGCGCUUUGCCCCGGGUGUGACGCCCCUCACCUUGGCUUGCGAGAAGGACCUCUACGAAAUCGUGGACAUGCUCAUGAAGAAGGGCCACGCCAUCCCGGGGCCGCACAAGGUCUCGUGCUCCUGCCUGGAGUGCUCCAACGGCCGCAAGUUUGACCUGCUCAAGUUCUCGCUUUCUCGCAUCAACACUUACAAGGGCAUCGCCAGCCGGGCGCACCUCUCCAUCGCCAGCGAAGACGCCAUGUUGACGGCCUUCAAGCUCAGCCGAGAGCUCAAGCGCCUCUCCAAGAAGGAGCCCGAAUUCAAGCCCGAGUACCUGGCCCUGGAGCAGCUGUGCCAGGAGUUUGCCUUUGAGCUGCUGGGAAUGUGCCGCAACCAGAGCGAGGUGACGGCCGUCUUGAAUGACGUGGCGGAUUCCUCAAAUGACGAGGAAGAGGAGGACCUCGAUGACCAGGCCUUUGAGGAGGGCAUCCCCAACUUGGCGAGGCUUCGCCUGGCUGUCAACUACAACCAGAAGCGGUUUGUCGCCCACCCCAUCUGCCAGCAAGUGCUGUCGUCCAUCUGGUGCGGAAGCCUGCAGAGCUGGCGGGGCAGCACCUCGCUCUGGAAGGUCUUCGUCUCCUGUUCCAUCUUCAUGGGGAUGCCUUUCCUUUGCCUCGUCUACUAUGUGGCCCCCAAAUCCAAGUUUGGCAAAAUGCUGAAGAUCCCCGUGAUCAAGUUCCUUCUGCAUUCGGCCUCGUAUGUCUGGUUCCUGGUCUUCCUGCUGGGAGAGUCUCUGGUGCUGGAGUACAACAGCGAGAGCUUUUCGGGGCGGAACCAGAACAUGUGGGAGACUUCGCUGCACAUGAUAUGGGUGGCAGGUUUCUUCUGGUUUGAGUGCAAAGAGGUUUGGAUCGAGGGCUUCCGCAGCUACCUCUUGGACUGGUGGAACUUCCUGGACAUUGUCAUGCUCAGUAUGUACCUGGCCUCCUUUGUCCUCAGGCUCCUGAUAUUCUUCCAGGGCCGUGUUUUCUGUCUGGAUAACAAGGAGUCUGCAGAAUGCCAUUACUACACGCAAGCGGAACGUCAAGAGUGGCACACCGAAGACCCCCAGUUCAUCGCCGAGGUGCUGUUUGCCGUGACCAGCAUGCUGAGUUUCACCCGCCUGGCUUCCAUCUUGCCCGCCCACGAAACCUUGGGGACCCUGCAGAUCUCCAUUGGCAAGAUGAUCGACGACAUGAUCAGGUUCAUGUUCAUCAUGAUGAUCAUCUUGACUGCUUUCUUGUGUGGGAUGAACAACAUCUACGUCCACUACCAAGAGUCUGAGAAGCUGGGGAGCUUCAACGAGACAUUCCAGUUCCUCUUCUGGACCAUGCUUGGGAUGGAAGAACAUGAUGUAGUGGACAUGCCCCAGUUCCUCAUGGCUCAGCUGGUGGGGAGGGUGCUGUAUGGGGUCUUCACCAUCGUCAUGGUGGUCGUCCUCCUCAACAUGCUCAUCGCCAUGAUUACCAACUGCUUCCAGAAAAUUGAGAACGAUGCCGACGUGGAGUGGAAGUUUGCCCGCUCCAAGCUGUACUUGUCUUUCUUCAGAGAAGGCUUGACGCUUCCAGUGCCCUUCAACAUCAUCCCGUCACCAAAGUCCAUCUUCUACGUCAUCAGGGGCGUCUUCCGCUUCCUGUGCUGUUACAAACCAAAGCGCCAGCAGAAAUACCCCCCCAUCUCAACCAUUUCUAACCCCUCCAUGGAGGACGGCGGCCAGCGUACGGAGAGCCGCGCUUCCUACCGGCGACAAGUGCUCAAGGCACUGGUCCAGCGCUACAUUGACACGGCCCGGCGGGAGUUUGAGGAGAGCCGCAGGAAAGAUCUGGGGAACCGCCUGACGGAGCUCAACAAGUCUGUGCUGCGCCUCCUCUCCGACAUGAAGCAGCUGCGCCACACGGUGGCCGACAACGGCACGGCGGCCAACCCCUUGAACGGAACCAGCGUCCUGCACAAGUACAUCAUGAAGGUGCGCAGCAGCUUCCAGAGCUACGACAACGAGGUUGGCAGCUCUGGGCAGGGGCCCCCCACGGACGCCGCCUUGCCCCAGGAUGGGGUCGUUGCCAAAGAGGACGCAACACCAUUGCCUCAGGAACUCUCUGAGGGACAACAGGAGGAAGCUAAGGAGGGGCUGCCCCAGGUGGAAGCUGAGGAGACGCCGCUGGAGGUGGAAGCUGAGGAGAGGCCACCCCAGGUGGAAGUAGAGGUGGCAAUUGAAGAGAACCCUGUGGGAGAGCCAGAGACUUGA